Messenger RNA from Klebsormidium nitens, 4020 nucleotides. The record is from the annotation of a GenBank genome assembly. Lineage: Eukaryota; Viridiplantae; Streptophyta; Klebsormidiophyceae; Klebsormidiales; Klebsormidiaceae.
AUGGAAGAAUCUGUUUUUGUACUUGGGAAAUGCUGCUUGGAUUGGCCCUUCCUGCGGUUUGAAGAGAAGGAGGAGGUGUCGAGUGCAAGCCUCUCCCGAAAGAUGGAUUUGUGGGGUGGAUUUUCAUGGGGCAGCUUGCCCUCCCGACCUGGAUCACCGUUCAAGUCCCAUGAGGAGCGACUAGAGGCAGCCUCCAAUGCUGUCAGGAAGAUGGCAGUGGUCUCGCCUGAGCGCCAAGCAGGGGUUGGGCUCAUGUCUCCAAUCAGCACGCUGGCAGGACCCCUCGGUGGCGAGAUAUCCCCCAUUACUCCAGAAGGCGACAUCAUCCUCCCCUCUUACCCCAGCAGCGCUUCUGCCUUCUGGCGUUCAAGGAGCCUCUUAGGCCCUGGCAACUCUCCACAACCCCGGGGGAUCAACCAGAUGCAUGCAGCAAGCGUCCCCCCCGACUUGGGGAACGCCCUACCCUGCCCCCCUGUUAAUCUGCAAAACCACUUCUCCUCGGAACCAGGGUUUACCAUUUGGAACGAGGGCGGAGUUGCGAAGGAGAGCUUUCCCCGCCUCCAUGUUGACACAGCGCUCGUAGUGGGGGUCUCGUCUGAGGGGCUGCCAGAAGCCCCCCAAACAUUGAGCACGUCCACAGGCCUGGAGGGCCCCACGUCUCAGUGCACGACAGUCAGCCAAGACGAGUUCGAUAGGACUUUCUCUUUCGGCCCUUCCUCACGGAGCCCCUCCCCCCAGUUCCCCCUAGAUCAGCCCCCCCGUUCGGUCAGCCCCACCCUUCACGAGCCAUCAACUCAUGGCGUGCUCGAUAGGAGUGUCUCUUUUGCAGCCUGGGGGGCAGCAGCUUUCAGGGAAGGGCCGUCUGAGACUCCCCCCCCAAGCGGCCAAGAAGAGGAAGGGGAGGGGCAGAACCCCGACGGGGUGGCAACCCUGCUGGAAGAAGCAUCGCGGACCGCGAUCAAGCCGGAAGAGUCGGAGGGCGAUGGCCGGGGCCGGUCGCAAGAGGGCCUCUCGAGCGAUGAUGAGGCUGGCGUGUGGAAUGACUGCGCAGAUGAGUUUGUGGAGAGCGAAGAGGAGGGCCUUGCUCCUAGGGGGGCGCUCGCUUUUGGCGGCUGGGCCAACCGGUCGUUUGACUUGGGGGAGGCUUUGAGAAUGGAGAGGGUUCAGAGUGCUGAAGGACCGGCAGCUAGUCCUUCUGUCGCCCAACGUGUAGAGGGGAGUGAAGACGGGGGCAGAAGAUGUGAGGCAAGCAGGGUGGGGGGCUUUCACCGGAGGGCUCCGGGCAGGGACCAGGCUUUCGGCAGUUGGGAAUGCUCUACUCCAGAGUUUGGGUGCGGGGCAAGUUUCGGUGGAGAGGAAAGGGGUGUCGGUUUUGGUCAGGUGGCGACGGUCGGGGUUGCGGUGGCGCUCUUGUGCAACGAGGACGAGCUGCUGUGUGAAGAAGACGAGGAAGUUUCGGAAAGGCAGCAGGAAGGGAGUAACUCUCUGCGCGACAGCUGUACAGAGAUCAGGAGACGUGCUGAGGGGGACUUGUGGGCCAGGCAAGCUGAGAGCCUGCUGCAGAUUGGUUUGGGCUCAGGUCCUCUGGUUGGUUUAGGGAGAAAAGCGGUCUCAGAUUCCGGAUUGGAAACGAGAGGGCAGACUGACCAUAUGGACACGACGGGGGGGGCGAAGAGCGGCAGCGUCGGUGUCAAGCGCUCCGAGAGUGACGCCGAGCUGGACGCAGGUGACACCGGGGGUGUUGCGCAGAGUGCGAACGUGCGCACGCCAGAGAAGAGCCCCACGAAGCGGACGAAAGCUGUGGGGCUCGGGAUGUCGCUCGACUGCUGGCUGCCGUUCAAGCAGCUUGUCGGCGAAGCGGGUGCGAUUGCAGCAGCCCUGGAGCAGGGGGGUGGAUUGCGUGAGGUGGGGGUGAACAUGCCUGGCGAGGCAGCGGGUCGGUUAGCUGGAGAAAGGGAGGGUUUGCAGAGCGCGGGGUUGGGCAUAGUUAGCGAGGUGUGCGCUCAGAUGGGGGGAGAGAAGGGGAAGAUAUUUGGUGGGGGCUCUGACGUGACCAGUGAAGCGAGGGGUCAGUCUGUCGGGGGCAGCUCGGGGAUGGGAACUAGUGAGGAGAGCCCCACUAGGAUGGAACUAGCAGCGGAUCAUCAGAUGGAUGCUGUGGACGAGUAUGCAGACAGGGGCGCUGAAGUUACUUCACCAAGGGCGGAACGUGGCACUAAGACAGCUGUCCGCCUGAGCCUGUGGGGAAGCCCACCGGCGGCCAGUCCCAUGCUGCCAGCUGUCGCUGUGCAGGGUCUGGACGAGAGCCCCCCAGCAAAGGAACGAAAGCCGUCGAUCGACGUGCCCCCCUCUCCGUCCCCAAAACCAAGGGUUUCCAUAAUUCAAAACAACAGUGCGCGUGCGGGGGGUCCACUGAGCCCCGGAGCAAAGAACCGGCAGGCGGCGGGGCUGAAAAAGGCGCAGGGGCUGAUAGGCCAAGAGGGGCUGCAGGGGGUUCUGCCGCCGCGCAAACCGCCUCGUGCCAAGCAAUGGGCUGUGAAGAACGGGAUCAAGAGCCUGGAAACUAGAUUGGGGGAAGGUUCUCUAGGAGUCAUUCGGAAGCGGCGGGGGUUUGGGGCGCUGCAACUGUCAGCCGGGGGUGAGGCCUCGUUGCCUGGCAUGUUCUCUCCGCGAGAGAACUUUUCAGGCGGUUUGUCACCGCGGGAAGGGGCAGUGGAUCGGGAAGCGCUCAUUCGCAGCCGAGUGAGGAAGCUCACGGCAGAGGAGAAGACGGCGCGGCUUCCGCUCUACUCGCCAUGGAGAGGCGCCGCGGGGGCCUCCUCGCCGCCUGGCGGAGAUGACGUCAGUAUGCGGACCGGUGACGUCAGCGACGACGUCAGCAGGCGCCACUCGGACCCCUCAUCCAGCAAUUCCUCCAGUUCUUUCCACAUCCGUUCAAACGCUCGUCUCGUCAGGAACGCGUCUAACGCUCGAAGUAACUUUCCGGCCAGCCCCGGCAUGCCAGGUGGCGGCCCUCCGCUGUCUCCCAUGCCGGAGGACUCGGAGGGGGGGAGCGAGGGAAGCAAGCAGAGCUACAGUGGGGCGGUCGUUGGGGCGUUCGGAGGGGGGGGUGAUAUGGACUCGCCAGAGACCCCCCAGGUGCAGACGAUUCCGGAGGAGGGGGAACAGGAGUGUCCGGAGGCACCAUCCAACAGGCAGUCGAGGAUGACGCGGCAGGGCAGCCUGAUGGAGACGAAGCUGCUGAUGACGACCGCCCUCAAGCGCACGCAGUCCUUCUUCCUGUUCGACAAGCACUUCGAGUUUCUCAAGGUCAUCGGGCGCGGAUCGUAUAGCACGGUGUACCAGGCAAGGGACCGACGCAGCGGGGGGCUGUGCGCGAUCAAGAAGAGCAAGCGCGAGUUCAAGGGCCGAGACGAUAGGGAGCGGUAUCUGCACGAGAUUGAGAGCGUCGCGUGUCUUUCCGAGCACCCGAACGUGGUCAAGUACUACCGGGGCUGGCAGCAGGAGGGCCACUUCUUCAUCCAGAUGGAGCUCUGCGAGGGGGGGAACCUCAAGGACUGGACCGCCAGCCAAACGACCCCCCUGGAAGAGGACCGCAUCUGGGGUUGGGUGCGCCAGGUCGCGUCCGGCCUGCAGUACCUGCACAGCAAGUGCGUGCUCCACCUUGACAUCAAGCCCGAGAACAUCUUCCUCGAUUUGGAGGGGACGCUCAAGAUCGGCGACUUCGGGCUGGCGGUUCUGAGGCGGCAGUGGGAGUGGGAGGAGGGGGACGGCGCUUAUGUGGCACCGGAACUGCUGCGAGAGCACGAGCCGGGCCCGGAGGCCGACAUGUACAGCUUCGGCGCGAUGAUCUUUGAGUGGGCGACGGGCCGGCAGCUGCCGCGCUCCGGCCCAGAGCGGCAAGGCCAAGUGGACCUCCCCGAUCGUUCGGACGCUCUCUUGCAGCUCGUCCGGUCGCUGCUUAGCGGACGUCCGGAAUCGCGCCCGAGCGCGGAGGAGGUACUGGCGAUGGGUUUGUAA